Molecule: messenger RNA, 171 nt
Organism: Arabis nemorensis
Lineage: Eukaryota; Viridiplantae; Streptophyta; Magnoliopsida; Brassicales; Brassicaceae
Source: the annotation of a GenBank genome assembly
AUGAAGCCUGGUCCAGAUGACAAACUCCUCUCUGAGGCAAUAAAAGCGGGUAAUGCGAUGCGUUGGAAUCCUGCUCCGAGCCAGGUGGCUAGUGCUGAGGUUGAUCAUUCAUUUGAUCCCUCCUCAUUCUCCAUUGGCUCUUCCGGUGCCAAAGGAAAAUGGGUUAAGUAG